Messenger RNA from Olea europaea var. sylvestris, 3715 nucleotides. RefSeq lists its product as uncharacterized. Lineage: Eukaryota; Viridiplantae; Streptophyta; Magnoliopsida; Lamiales; Oleaceae. The coding region runs from base 19 to 3657 and encodes 1212 amino acids. The transcript is spliced from 7 exons. The record is from RefSeq and is a predicted model, not a curated record.
GUGCGACUGCCUUCAACUAUGAGUUCUGGAUCUGCUGCUCCUUGUGAUGCCACCAAUACUAACAACCAAUACCAGAAUUUUAUGGGAUUCAAUCAUUUUGGACCCAAGUUUCAAGGUGGACCUCGUCAAAGACUGCAGCCUGAGAAGUCUCAAAGGCCUGUUUCCUUGGAGGAAGAAGGCAAGUGGUCGGGUAGCAGUUCACUACAAAGAGUUGCUGAAGGGAGUCAGAUGUAUAGGAAUGCCUCACAACCUUCUCUUGAUGUAGAGAAAAAUGCUAAGAGCAUUUCUACUCCUUUGGUCCAUGAGCACAGUGGAGCUGGACAACUGCCAAACAAUUGUAAUAAUUCAUCAGCUCUCUCUUAUGGUGGAGAUCGGGUGGUAAAUGACCGUGAGAUUGGAAACUUGUCACAAAAUUCUCAAAGCAAUCCAAUAAAGGCGAUACAUGAAGCAGCGGAUUAUAGACGUUCUUCAUGGACGUUAAAUUCUGCUCCAAGUUCAACUGUUGAAUUGGGUAGUCCUCAAGUAAAUAAAGGAGGUUGGAGUUUGAAUGAUGCUGCUUUAGUACCUAACUCAGUAACCACAAGGGUUGAUGAAGAAACCAGUCCAUUUGUUCAAAAUAAUUAUUUAUUUCAACAACAGAAGAAUGCCAACUCUUUGGUUAAAUCCCCAGGGGGUGACGGCUUGGGGAGAAUGCUGCACCAGGUUAACGAAGGCAAUAAGGAGGAAAUUGCAAGACAUGAGACGAAGAAUUAUGAUCUGAUGGAUAAUUCUAAUGACAGCCGUCAGUCUAACUUAUCUCAGCACACUUCUGCUGGUUUCAUGGGACGUGGGAUGUCAGAUGCUAGUGAUUCACAAUCUCUGGCCCCAGGGAAACAAAAGUCAAUCACUGAGCGUGGCCAUAAAGUUUCUGGUACUCACAAGUUCCAGUAUCAUCCCAUGGGAAACCUGGAUGAGGAUAUCGAACCUUCCUAUGGUUUCAAGCAACCUACCCAUGUACAGCGAAUGUCCUCACAAAAUAACGACUUUGAGCUGUCAAAGUUUCUGGGUCAGGUUCCAAAGAAUUCUAUAGUAGUGGAAAAGGGGCAGUCUUCUGAUCUUCAAAUAGACGGUAAAAACCCUGAUGAGGGGCCAUCCCUUGAGAAUCAGUCUGGCUAUGGCAGAUCAGUUGAUACACACACAUCAAACAAGGCUUCUCCAUCAAGUCAAAACAUGCUGGAUCUUCUUCACAAGGUGGAUCAAUCGAGGGAUCAAGGUAUUGUGAGGCACUUUGAUUCUUCAAAUGGUAGUGGACCAUCUCAACUGCCUGAAGCAGAAAACUGGGAUGGGCUAGUUGGCCGCCUUCAAAAUACUCAAUCUUCUGUCUCUCCAGGUUUUGGAUUACAACUUGGUCCCCCAUCUCAACGCAUUCAUAAACCUGACCGUUUGUUGUCUUCUCAGAAUGCUCAACAUGCUUUUAACUCUUUGCAUUUUAGUCGUACUGCUGGAGAAAUUGGAGAGAAGGACCAUAAUAUGGCUUCAACACCCUCAGUUCAAUCUUUUCCUCUUUCUAAUGAACAAUCCCUGGUUGAAUUUGAAAAUAACAAAUCUGGAUCUCCGAGACAAUAUGGAACUGAAGCCUCUCUGUAUAAGAUACCUGCAAAUUUUUCUUCUGCUCUCAAUUCCAGUUUUCCCUAUCCAGGAAGUCAUUUUCAAAAUCAACAGAUAACUAGGACACAAGGACAGAGAUCUCAACCUAUUGAUUUGUCGUCAAAGAAUAAUGCUUCACAGUCUAUCCUAAAAGGGUCUGCGGAGGCCUUUUCACCUGAUGUAUCUGGCAGUGUUGCACAUGAUAAUUUGGCUUCAUUGGAGGGUAUGUCACAACGAACUGGCACUAAUGAUCCACGAGAAAGAGGGAAAGCUGCAAUGAUGUCAGCCAAUGAUCACGUGCCGGCUUCUCAGCCUUUUUCCAGGUCUGACAUUUUUCAACAUGGUGCUGCUGCACAACUGCUGCAUAAUAUGUGGGCCAAUGUUCCUACAAACAAAAAUACUUUGGGUGCUCCGUAUCACACGGUGUCAUCAAAUUUUUUUCAGUCUCCCCUGCCAAAUAUUGUGGAAUCAAGCACUUCCAUCCCACUGGCUCAAGGUGAUCAUGAUGUGAGAAAAGAAAGGAAUUUCCCAUCUGAGUUUGGUGCAAUUCCUACAAACUCCCGAUGUGUCAGUGGGGAAGAGGAAACGUUGAAAGAACGUUUUAAUCAACAACUUGGAAAAUCUGCCUCCAUCAACCAUCUGUCUGAUGAUUCUCCUGCAAAUUCUGCUUCAACACAAAAGGAUAUUGAAGCCUUUGGUCAAUCUUUGAAGCCAAAUAGUUUCUCUCAUCAAAAUUUCUCCUUGCUAAAUCAAAAGCGGGCCAUGAAGGAUGCGGAGACUGAUCCAAACAAUAGGGUCUCAAAGAAAAUAAAAGGACCAGAUAAUGGUCUGACUGUUCAUCAAGUAGCUUUGAACACAAGGCAGUCAAAUGAACAUGGUACUUUUCUUGUAGAUUCAUUAGGUUCUAGUACUACAGUUUCUUCUGGAGAUGGAGGGAUUCUAAGCUUUUCCAAGCCAGCUGACUUUUUGGAAAGUAACAUAUCUUCUCAACAUGGAAAUAUAGCUACAAAACUUGGUUUUGGUCCAGAUGUUUCACAAAGCAACUAUCUUAGUGAUACUAGAGUUGAGCAACCUCAUGUUAGUCCUCAGACGGCUCCAUCCUGGUUUAAUCAGUAUGGAACUUUUAAAAAUGGGCAAAUGCCACACACAGUCACCUCUUUCAGAACUGCAGAACCAUCUUUUCCUCUUUCAAAAUCUUCCGGUAAUUUUCAUGCACUUAGUCUGAUGGAGCACGGAACUACCGAUGCUGUUAAUACAUGUCAAGUUGGUCGCAUCUUUAAUUCUGCACCCACAUCAGUAGCAACUGGGCCCAAUAAGCAGAAGAAUGAUACUUCUAAACUUCACCCUUGGCACAAAGAAAUAUCACAGGGUUCACAGAACCUUCAGAUUCACAGCUUAGCAGCAGUAGAAUGGGCAAAAGCAGCAAAUUGUCUAACUGAAAAGGUUGAAGAUGAUGUUGAAUUCAUUGAAGAUGGACCACCUAUUCAUAGAUCAAAAAGAAGGCUGGUCAUGACAACACAGCUUAUGCAGCGGCUGUUUCGCCCUCCAUCCGCUGCAGUUUUCUCUGCUGAUGCCAGUUUAAAUUAUGAUAGUGUGGCUUACUCUGUCUCUAGAAUGGCACUAGGUGAUGCGUGCAGUGCAGUUUCUUGCUCAAUUAAUUCAAAUAUGGCUUGUAAUGGAAUAAACUUGCUUGCUGCUGAGGGCACGCCAUCAAGCAAGAAUGGCGAUAAGCAUUUUGCAGAAGUUAUUGAAGAAUUGAUGGGUAGAAUGAGGAAGCUAGAAAAUGAAUUCUUGAGCCUGGAUAAUUGUUCAUCAAUACUGAACUUGAAAGUCGAAUGUCAAGAUCUGGAGAAGUUUUCUAUCAUCAAUAGAUUUGCUAAGUUCCAUGGUCGGGGACAAACUGAUAAUAUGGAGACAACAUCGAUGAGCGAUGUUAUGGCAGGUACCCAGAAAACUGGCCCUCUGAGAUACGUUACUGCACUUCCAAUGCCUAGAAGUGUUCCUGAUGGAGUACAAUGUCUCUCACUAUAAUGAUUAAUUGAUUUAUUUUUUGUGGUUUCAUGGUCGACUGGCUUUCCACCUAUAGUUA